UGAUUGUUCUACAUCCUUUGUACCACUGGGGACAUAUCCGGUUGUAUCCCCGGUCCGACUGCAGCUCUUGCCAGUUGUCACAGUUCUGUGAAUAUGUGUUAAGUACACUCGGUUUCUGCCUUGCAAGCGCUAAUACUGUAAUUUUUACGUCCGAGUUGCACGUUUGAUUUUCUUCUGCCCUUAUAUUGCAAGUAAUCUGUCUACUGGUUUAAAAUGAUUUCAGAAUUGUCGAAGUCAUCCGUGCGAAUCGGAGAUCCUCAGAAAGUGGAGCAGAUUCUAAACGCGAUGAAACGGGAUGGGCCCAACUCUGUCCAGGUUAUCUCAGACUUUGAUAUGACCCUCACCAGAUUUGCUUUUAAUGGAAGGCGCUGUCCUACUUGCCACAAUAUCCUGGAUAAUAGUAAAUUGAUCAGUGAAGAUUGCAAAGAGCAGCUGAAGGAGUUAUUGAACACGUACUACCCCAUUGAGAUAGACUCAACCCGCACAGUGGAAGACAAACUGCCUCUCAUGGUAGAAUGGUGGACCAAAGCCCACACACUUCUGGUGCAGCAGAAGAUCAAGAAAGACCUUUUGGCCAUAGUAGUGAGGGAGUCUGACGCCAUGCUGAGGGAGGGGUACCAGUUCUUCUUUGAUCAUCUGAACGAGCAGAACAUCCCUCUGCUCAUCUUCUCAGCCGGCAUAGGAGACGUUUUGGAGGAGGUGAUCAAACAGGCAGAAGUCUUCCACCCCAACGUCAAAGUGUUCUCAAACUACAUGGACUUUGAUGACACUGGUACGCUGCGAGCCUUCAAAGGUGAGCUGAUCCACACCUACAAUAAGCGUGAGGGAGCUCUGCUGAACACGGGCCACUUCCAGGAGCUUCACGAGCGCCACAACGUGCUGCUCUUCGGGGACUCCAUAGGGGACCUGACCAUGGCCGACGGGGUGCAGAACAUGGAGAACAUCCUCAAGAUCGGAUAUCUCAACGACAAGGUGGACGAGCGGAUGCAGUCGUACCUGAGCUCCUAUGACAUCGUGCUGGUGAAAGACGAGACCAUGGAGGUGCCCAACGCCAUCCUGCGCCACGUCACCAGCACCCAGUGAACCCUCGACCUCACCCUCACCACCCCCCACCUCAACUGAACCUUUCCACUCACUCACUCACUCGCACCAGCCGACCUUCAACCCAUGACCUCUCUGCCUGCACACCGCAGAAAGCUUUCAAUGAAGGCCCUCUGCCCCGAAACCAUCCCCCUUCCCCUCAUCCUUACGUGUGUCACUGACAGGUAGAACCCUAAAACCAAGUGAAAAAGAAAUAAAGUUUGCGACACUGCUUGUCUAGAAUUAUUUAAUGGAGCGCAACGUUUCGACCUUCAGGUCUUCAUCAGGCACUUUGUCGCGGACUUUAUUUCUUUUUCACUUGGAUUUACUCUCAUUGUCCUGCACCUGGCCCAUCAGGUGGGAUGUGCACACAUCUACUCCUCUGAACUAGAACCCUAAAACCCCCACACUCACUCACUCGUCCCGCUCCAGUCCUAAGCAUCCCCAGCUCCAGUCCACUCCUCCCAGGCAGAGUGCUGUCCUGUCCACCCCCCUCCCUGGAGAGUUGGUGGUGGUGGUGGUGGUGCUGUGGCGGAGCCUGAACACCGUGUCUGUGUGCUAGUCCUCCUAUGCUCCGUAUGGUGGGUGGGUGUGUCUGCAGUGCAGUAUGUGCCAUUCUGCUGGCUCAUCUGCUGGUGCUGUUGCAGGGCACACGUUUCCCCUCCCUUUCUGUAGCUACACUCGUCAGUGUCGUGCGCAGACUGCUUCUUUAAGUCCGUUACAGCUUUAGUGUCUCACACACACUUAUUAACGCACACUCAUACGUGGACACACACACACUUAUUAACGCACACUCAUACGUGGACACACACACACUUAUUAACGCACACUCAUACGUGGACACACACACACACACACACACACACACACACACACACACACACACACACACACACACACACACACACACACACACACACACACACACACACACACACACACACACAAACUCUCAUUUAGAUAAGCUCACAAAUCCCACGCACAAGGGCAUUUGAUAUAGCGAGCAUCUUUUUUGUUUUGAAAAUGCACAAGACAUUACGGGUGUGUGUCCACAGCAGGACAUCAUUAAGCCUACGGAACAAAGCCCAUCAUCAUUGGUCAUUUGUUUUAACACGUCUGCUAAUCUGUAAUGACUGGAGAGAGAAUAGUGAAAAGGUCUCAGUACUUUGGCUCCUGAAAGGGUUUUGUAUAGCAAAUCACAGUUCAGGAUACUGUGUAUUGAAAAGGGAAUCAUUUUGAAAGUGUGUUGCAUCCAUUUGUACUUUUUUUUAACAUUGUAUUUGGUUCAUCAAUGGGUUUUGAUUGUUUUUUUUUUGCAUGUUUUAUCUGUUUUUCACCCCCAAAUUCUGUGAUACUGUCAAGGUGAUGCGUUUAAGAUUGGUCCAGGGCUUACAGGUGUAAUGGUUUGUCAUUUGCUCUCAUCUAAGCUAUUUAUGUCCCAUCAAUGUGCCGGUGGCCAUUAAGCUGAAGUCUGAAGUAGACUGUUAAAAAAGACAGUUGAACGUCUGAUUUAUAUAAUAUUACAAAACCAGCUACCUUUCUCAUUUUUUUUCUUUGAUUGUAUGUUUACUUUCAUUGUUUACAUUAAUUGGUACACAGAUGCAAGCAGAAGUGGGAAAUGACAGAGUGAGUCCAGCCCAGUCCAGUCCAGCAAAGUAUUAUUAUCUCUUGAGCUACAUACAGUAACUGGUUUGAAUCAGUAAUGUCAUACAGUGUGGACUGUAGAUUGUGGAGCUAUGGAACUUUGUGCUGUGAAUGUUGAUGAGUGCCCCCCACUCAUUGCCUUCCUUCUCCUCCAUGCAGCCAGCAUGCAAUCACUUCCAAGCCCCAGCAGGCCAUUUUCUAAGCAGCUGAUGUACUGCAUUUGCAUAAUCCUUUAACCGACUCCUGUUUGACAAAACAAGCCCCUUCCCCCUUUCAUUGUUUAGAUUUUGUAGUUAUGAUGUCUCUUAAUAACCGUACUGUGAAUAAACGGUACAUGCACCUUUACGUACAGAUGUGAUGAGAGACAAUUGGAAGAACUGUUACUGAAUGUACAGUAUUCUACAAGCAGCGAGUGCUUGGUUUUCUUAUUCUUUAAAUCUUCUGUCAAAGACCAUCACUGACCAUUGUUAGUCUUUCCCUAACCCUGGUCGCAAUGCCAUCAGAGCUCAGUGUUUAAAAGAUGUUUUUUAUGUGACUCAUUUGGAUAUUUGUAUUUUGAUGGCAAAACACAAGUAUGACCAAAAUUCAACGUCAUUUGAUAACUUGCAAGGCUUGCAAAAUGGCAGACAGAAGCAGUGCUAACCCAGUGCUCUGUCUCCAAAAGUUUAUUUUCUCACCCUUUGAUUAGUUGUGUAGAAGUUUAUUUGUAGACUUUGUUUGAGACAUGUGAACGAUUUCUGUUUAAAAUUUAUUUUUAACAUUGUCUUGCCCAUCCAGCAUGCUUGUGAGACAUAUACCACCAUAAUGUUGUUGUGGCAGUUGUGACAUUCAUGGUGCAAGCUGCGAUAAUACAGAGAAGGAAACGUAAGUAAUAAUAAUAAUUAAAAAGAUGUUUUUAUGAAAACAAAGUGUGUUAUGAUGCUAUUUUUGUUGUGUGAACUCCAAGAGGUGUCAGAACUCAAGGCAGGAAAAGACUAGACAAUUCUGUGUCAUCUCUUGUUUUGUGCCAGUCUC
This is a messenger RNA of Engraulis encrasicolus (European anchovy), 3738 nucleotides long. RefSeq names its product cytosolic 5'-nucleotidase 3-like. Gene Ontology annotation, molecular function: magnesium ion binding; 5'-nucleotidase activity. The coding region runs from base 214 to 1083 and encodes 289 amino acids. NCBI's taxonomy places the organism in Eukaryota, Metazoa, Chordata, Actinopteri, Clupeiformes, Engraulidae. The record is from RefSeq and is a predicted model, not a curated record. Gene Ontology annotation, cellular component: cytoplasm. The transcript is spliced from 9 exons.